AAAAUCUGGGGCCGAGUGUUCGGACAGGAAGCACAAAGAGUUCUGAGACUGGGAACAUGGCCGAGUAUCUCGCCUCGAUUUUCGGAACCGAGAAGGACAAGGUUAACUGCUCCUUCUAUUUCAAGAUUGGAGCUUGUCGUCAUGGAGACAGAUGCUCUCGGCUUCACAACAAACCUACCUUCAGUCAGACAAUUGUGUUGUUGAACCUGUAUCGCAAUCCUCAGAACACAGCUCAGAGUGCAGACGGCUCUCACAUAUUCUCAUCUCUUUCAGGCCACGUGAGUGACAUACAGGUGCAGGAACAUUAUGACGACUUCUUUGAGGUUUUUACUGAAGUGGAACAAAAGUAUGGUGAGAUCGAAGAGAUGAACAUCUGUGAUAACCUCGGUGACCAUCUGGUUGAGAACGUCUAUGUCAAGUUUCGAAGGGAGGAAGAUGCAGAACGUGCUCUUGCAGAGCUGAACAAUCGCUGGUUUAACGGCCAGGCCAUACAUGCAGAGCUGUCUCCAGUCACAGAUUUCAGGGAGUCCUGUUGUCGUCAGUAUGAAAUGGGAGAGUGCACCCGUGGCGGAUUCUGCAAUUUUAUGCACUUGAAGCCCAUCAGCAGUGCUCUGCGACGACAGCUGUACGGACAAGGACGCAGAAAUCGAUUGGACGGUUCUAAAGCACCAUCCCCCAUACGCUUCUCAGACAAAAAUCGUGAUCGAGAUAGACGCCGGCGAUCCCGCUCCCCCAGACAAAGGCACGGUCGUUUCUAAGGAUGGGUCUAGUGUGUGUGAGCGUUGGGAGGUGGUGAGAGCUACGAUGAGCACAUGACUAGAGACGGCAUCACCAGACCAGCUCACUACCAUAUCCCUGCUGUAUUCACAGCCCCCUCUCUGACAACCGGAAUAAAAAAUGACAGCAUCCACCCACUGGGUGCUAUAACAAAAUGUACUGAAAACACCGGCAGUGCCAGCAUAACGCUUCUGUAGGUGAUCACAAAAAAGCAACUUUUUUUUUUUUUUCCUUUUCUUCUUUAGCGAAAUGCAGUUUUGGCACUUUGGUUCUACAGCCAUGUGCUGCUCUCUGUGCCCACUUCUAUAUUUUUUUUGUUUGUUUUAAAGACAUCUCAGCCUGGUUGCAUUUUUACUAAACUUUGUGGCUGGAGCAGUCUGCAGAGCAUUGCACAUUCUUUGUUGUAUUUAGGGAGUGUGCAGCAGGCCUGACACUGUAUCAGCUGCGCAGGCCCAUAUUGUAACUGAACCAAGAAUGUUACUGUAGGUUGCUAGGGUAUGUAAGCAGGGUGACUUGUAUAUAGCAGGAAAGGGACGUUGCCUAUUAAUUGGAAAGUCUGAAUAUCUACUGUUUUGGUUUUCCAGGAGCAUAACUGUGAUUACAAAUUAAAUGGGGUUGGAAAGUGUAAGUGCUUUAGUAUUAAAAUAAAAUAAAAAAA
Messenger RNA from Bombina bombina (fire-bellied toad), 1435 nucleotides. Its product is annotated as splicing factor U2AF 26 kDa subunit-like. The record is from RefSeq and is a predicted model, not a curated record. NCBI's taxonomy places the organism in Eukaryota, Metazoa, Chordata, Amphibia, Anura, Bombinatoridae. The coding region runs from base 57 to 758 and encodes 233 amino acids. Gene Ontology annotation, biological process: mRNA splicing, via spliceosome. Gene Ontology annotation, cellular component: spliceosomal complex; U2AF complex. Gene Ontology annotation, molecular function: pre-mRNA 3'-splice site binding; metal ion binding. The transcript has a single exon.